AUGAUCUUGGUCAACCUUAAGAUUGUGGCUCAUGGGAGAGUCAACAGUGAUCCGGGUCUUGAUUGUGUUCACCUCAUCACUAUCUGGCUCAUCAAUAGCCGCCUCCACGUUAUAGUGGAUCCAGGCGGGACGUCCAAAAACUUUCUAUUAUUAUGGUACAUGAGAGCACCAUUAGCUAAUGGUACAUGCUCAGUCCAGUUGGCCUCACCCAUACAGACCAGGCUUAUCCGGACACCCGAUGCCAGUACACCACCAGUUGAGGCGAAUUUUAAGCUACCGGUGACCCGAUCGCCGGCCACGGUAUGUCACAUUAAAUUGAUAGUCUACGUGAAAUUGUACCGGUACAUACAAUUUGGUAGAUACAAGGUGAUUUUCAAAGAGUAA
Oppiella nova is the source of this 384-nucleotide messenger RNA. The record is from the annotation of a GenBank genome assembly. NCBI's taxonomy places the organism in Eukaryota, Metazoa, Arthropoda, Arachnida, Sarcoptiformes, Oppiidae.